Episyrphus balteatus (marmalade hoverfly) is the source of this 1414-nucleotide messenger RNA. RefSeq names its product phosrestin-2 (gene Arr1). Gene Ontology annotation, cellular component: cytoplasm. Bases 270 to 1376 code for a protein of 368 amino acids. Gene Ontology annotation, biological process: signal transduction; G protein-coupled receptor internalization. Gene Ontology annotation, molecular function: G protein-coupled receptor binding. The transcript is spliced from 5 exons. Lineage: Eukaryota; Metazoa; Arthropoda; Insecta; Diptera; Syrphidae. The record is from RefSeq and is a predicted model, not a curated record.
CGACACGAACCUCGAACAAACGACUGAAACAAAAAAAAAAAUAAAAGUUUUUAAAAUUUAAAUAACUUUGGAUAUUAGUAACUUAAAACACAAAAAAAAAUAAAAAGAAAACAAUUGAUUAAUAAAAUAAUAAAAUUUUAAUAUUCCCAAAUUUCUCCGUGAAACAGGGUGACUUUUCUACAUAACCUCCUAACAGCUUAAUUUGCUGUUAUUACCUAAUAAAUAAAUUUAAUUAAAUCGAUUUGAAAACAGAAAACACAACAGCAACCAUGGUUGUAAAUUUUAAAGUUUUCAAAAAAUGCUCCCCAAAUUCAAAAGUCACCUUGUACAUGGGACGACGAGAAUUCGUUGAUUCUGUGACCGUUAUUGAACCUGUUGAUGGAAUUGUCGUCCUUGAUGAUGAGUACAUCAAACAAAACCGCAAGGUUUUCGUCCAACUUCUAUGUAACUUCCGAUAUGGACGCGAGGAAGACGAAAUGAUGGGCCUUAACUUCCAAAAGGAACUAACUUUGGCCUCAAUGCAGGUUUACCCUCAGCAAAAGAUUGACAUGAACCUAACCAAGUUGCAGGAUCGUCUCCUGCCCAAGUUGGGUUCAAAUGCCUUUCCUUUUGUCCUAGCAAUGCCACUUAGCUCACCAGCAUCAGUGGUCUUGCAGCAAAAGGCCAGCGAAGAGGGACAACCCUGUGGAGUCCAAUACUUUGUUAAAGUUUUUACUGGUGAUUCUGAAUGUGAUCGGUCUCAUCGGCGUAGUACGGUUAACUUGGCCAUUCGCAAGGUGCAAUAUGCUCCAACUAAGCCAGGUAUUCAACCAUGCACGGUGGUGAGGAAGGAUUUCCUCUUGUCACCUGGAGAAUUGGAGUUAGAAGUUACAUUGGAUAAGCAGUUGUAUCAUCAUGGGGAGCGUAUGGCCAUUAAUGUUUGUGUUAGAAAUAAUUCGAACAAGGUGGUCAAGAAAAUCAAAGCUAUGGUACAACAAGGCGUCGAUGUGGUGCUUUUCCAAAACGGCCAAUUCAGGAAUACAAUUGCUUUUGUUGAAACUAGUGAAGGUUGUCCCAUACAACCAGGUUCAAGCCUACAAAAAGUGAUGUAUAUGGUUCCAAAUUUGGCUGCAAAUAUCGAACGGUCAGGAAUUGCCAUUGAAGGUGAUGUUAAGCGCAAAGAAGUUGUAUUAGCCUCAACAACUUUACUGGCUGCCCAAGAAAGCAGGGAUGCAUUCGGAAUCAUUGUUUCGUAUGCAGUGAAAGUUAAACUUUUCCUUGGCGCUUUGGGUGGAGAACUUUGCGCUGAAUUGCCAUUUAUAUUGAUGCAUCCAAAGCCAAGUCGUAAGCAGGAGGAAGCCAAUGCUGAACCAAUGUCUGAGAAAAACAUCAUUUAAACCAAAAAUUAUUAAAAAAAAAAAUAUUAAAAUUAGAA